GCUCCAGCGUCGCUCGCUCUGACCUGCGGCACCCAACUCCUCUUUCGACCGUCUAGGUGUUCGCAUCCCACAAACACACCGACAACGAGCCAAACCGACGACAACGACGAUAUCGACGAAGACGACGGACUAUCCCGACCAUUGCCGGCCAUGUCGACCGCCCCUUUCAGGGUCAAGGCCCUGUUCGAAUACUCCUCGCCCCACGAGGAUGACCUUCAGUUCCCCGCCGGCGUCAUCAUCACCGUGACCGACGAGGAGGAUGCUGAUUGGUAUACUGGCGAGUAUGUCGACGACUCUGGCGCCAAGCACGAAGGAAUCUUUCCUCGCAAUUUCGUCGAGAAAUUCGAGCCCCAGGCCCCGCCUCGCCCAACGAGAACUCGAACCAAGAAAGAGGCCGAGGUCACGUCCCCCAUCUCGGAGGCGCCCGCCCCAGUUCCUCAAUCCGAGCCUCAACCCACCCAAGAAGCUCACGCCGAGGUCGAGAAACCUGCGCCGUCCCCGGCAGCUGCCGUGCCUGCCUCGCCCGAAGCACCCGCAGCUCCCGAGCCCGAGCCUGUAAAGGCACCUGAGCCAAUCCCCGAACCGACCCCGGUUGCUCCGGCUCCCAGAACUGAGUCCCCCGCAGUCACGUCGCCUCCCAUCGCCAAGGCAGCGCCUGCUUCAUCAAAGCCCGGCCCGCCGCCCAAGCCGUCCAGCAAUGCCUUCAAGGAUCGCAUUGCUGCAUUCAACAAAGCCUCGGCUGCUCCUAUUACGCCAUUUAAGCCGAGCGGGCUGGCCCAAGGUUCCUAUCACAUCAAGAAGCCGUUUGUGGCUCCUCCCCCUAGCCGCAAUGCAUAUGUUCCCCCGCCUACGCAGGCACCGGUUGCAAAGGUCUACCGAAGAGACGAGGACCCGGAAAUUCUGGAAAGAGAGGCAGAGGCCCAGGAGAAUGUUGAGAAGGCCGGCAUGGCUCCUGGUCCCUCUGGUGAAGAUGGUGAGGAUGCGCCGAAGCCGACCACCUUGAAGGAGCGCAUUGCUCUUCUUCAGAGACAACAACAGGAACAAGCACAGCGUAACGCCGAGGCCGCUGCCAAAAAGAAGGCUGCACGACCACCGCCUAAGAAGCGCACCGACAGCCAGGAGGCUUCUGAGGAUGCCGGCGCUGCUGCUGCCCCUGCACCUGAGGGCGAUACGGAGGAGGUAGCAGGCCGGAGCUCGAUAGAUUCAGCUCGUGUGCCGCCCGCCCCCCGGCGCAAGCCUUCCAAGGGCCCUGCUGCCGAGAGCUACCAUGACGGCAAUGAAGCGGACAUGUCUGGGGCUGGCGACACUACCGAAGGCCCUGAGGAUCUCACCGAACGCGACGAUAGUGACGUGGCUCCACGGCCUGUCCUGCGGCCCCAAGUCGCUUCUCCUAUCGAGACAAGAAAAGAGGAGGACGCAGCCGAUGAGCAGGGCGGAGAUGAGGAAGAAGAGGAGGACGAUAUUGACCCCGAGGUUCGCAGGAAGGAGGAGCUCAGAGCCAGGAUGGCGAAAAUGAGCGGCGGCAUGGGAAUGCACGGCAUGUUUGGAAUUCCAAUGGCUGCUCCAGCUAUACCCAAGAAGAAGAAGACAAUCGAGAAGCCAGUGGAGGCAUCGCCGACGGAGGAGCACGAAGAGGAGACAUCGCCUACAAGCCGUGUCGCCGUACCGGGCAUGAUGGCAUUGCCAGGGCUGAGCGCACCCAAACGUCAAGAAGAGGCUACUGAGCCUGAGCCGCCAACAUCCCCUAGAGCGCCACCCCCGCCUCCACGAACGAUUGAAGUCGACGAUGACAGAGACGAGCCAAUUACGAGCCCACCUCCCAGUCGUGAGUCAAAGACGAUUGUUGUCUUAGUUGCAUUUGCUAAUUUUGCGAAAGUCCCUGCCCGUGAGCCCGCGGGAGCUCCUCCUGUUCCAGGAUCCCGGCCCGCGGCGCCGCCCGUUCCCAGCGAUUCUCGGCCCGCUACCUCUGGGCUCAAAUCUCCCAGUGAUGGCUCAGUGUCCGACGAUGAGCUAUCAGGAGGUGUCCUAGACACUCCCAAGGCCGAAGAAGCGCGAGCACCCCCGCCACUGCCGCCAGUUGCAACCGCCGCACGCUCGCCACCUCCCAUUCCCGGCUCCGAAUUCUCACCAACAUCUCCCACCAGCUCCUCGGGCAAGCGGAUGAGCAGAAUUCCGCCUCCUAUCCCUGGAGCUGCUCCUCCUAUCCCUACAGCACAAUCGCGACCGCCUCCCCCACCACCUCCAGGCGGUAGUCUGAGCCGUCAGUCGACGCAGGAUAUGCACGUCGCAUCACCCAUAUCACCACCCAUCAGACCUCCUCAACAGGGUGACGAUGAGGACGAGGCUACAGAGUAUGAGGGAGAUUACGAUACUGACAUUGCGUCGUCGGUUCCCCACAAAGACGCACUCAAAUCUCACGCCAGGGACUCGAGUCUCGACGACAACACGCCAGUCAGAUCACCCACAUCCCCAGCCCUACCACCGACCAUGCCGCCACCUAUCCCGACUGGCCCGCCGCCCAGAGCUGCUCCGCCACCGGUGCCGACGGCUGAUAAGCGCCGCUCUGUGGAUGUACCGCGAACAGCUCCUCCUCCCCCUCCGCCAGCAAGGGACGAUGACGAGUACGACCCCUAUAACUACUCCACCCAAAAGCUACCGUACUCUCAGCGUACCCCGAAGAUUGAAGAGGAGGGAUACUUCCAGGAUGAUGCUCCGCCGUUGCCAUCGCCGUCUCACACGAGAGCCCCGCCUCCCGCCCCUCCCGCUGGCCGGUCUCGCCAGUCACUGGAUGUGUCACGAGCCUCCAUGUCUCAGCGACGUUCUAUGGAUGCGCACCGACCGUCCAUGUCCACAGAAUCAGGCUUCAUCGCUAACAACGUCGAUUUGGCCAAGCAAAGUGGUUGGUGGCGUCAGGACAAGACGGUACCUCCCGUUUUCCAGGGUAGAAAGGACUUGUAUUAUGAGACGGACGACUCGACAUCAGGCUCGAUUGUCACACGCACCAUUUAUGUGCUCUUCCAAGAUUACUCGCAGACGAUCAUCAGCGUGGAGUACGAUCAGAACAACGCUGCCGAUGUUCAGCUGGAUCAACGGCAUGAUCCGCCUCCAAGAGCCUUGCGACAGGAUGAGCUCGAGCAAUCGUAUGAACGAUUUGGACGACCAAUCUCUGAAGCGGUCGUCUCCAAGAAGGAAACGAUUGUUGGCGACGGAACGCCGCAAGGCCUUAUUCAUGAACUCUUGAAGCCUUUCAAUGAUGCUCUGGCGCCAAUUGGAACCAGAGCUUAUGGCGCGCUCGUUUACUCCAACAUGGCCAAUGCCUCCACACAACAAAAUGACCAGAUCCGACCUGGAGAUAUCAUUUCCAUUCGGAACGCUCGGUUCCAGGGCAAGCACGGCCCCAUGCAUGCCAAGUAUUCAAUGGAGGUCGGCAAGCCUGACCACGUGGCGGUUGUAUCGGAAUGGGAUGGCACAAAAAAGAAGGUUCGCGCCUGGGAACAGGGCCGCGAAAGCAAGAAGAACAAGGUUGAAAGCUUCAAGCUGGACGACUUGCGUAGUGGUGAGGUUAAAAUUUGGCGGGUGAUGCCCCGGAGCUGGGUGGGAUGGAACAGCCCGUCUUAG
Colletotrichum paranaense is the source of this 3618-nucleotide messenger RNA. Its product is annotated as SH3 domain-containing protein. The annotation marks the transcript as partial. Gene Ontology annotation, molecular function: protein binding. Gene Ontology annotation, biological process: protein transport to vacuole involved in ubiquitin-dependent protein catabolic process via the multivesicular body sorting pathway. The transcript has 2 exons. Lineage: Eukaryota; Fungi; Ascomycota; Sordariomycetes; Glomerellales; Glomerellaceae. Gene Ontology annotation, cellular component: ESCRT-0 complex. The record is from RefSeq and is a predicted model, not a curated record.